ACAAGUGGGCUCGUUUGGGAGGAGGAAUGGAACAAUUGCGGAUGCGCUGUCAAACUGAGUAUGGCAGUGCCGUGCAAUCAUCGGCCUGACAUGCUUCAGUUUUUGGACAGAACCGUGAUGGACGCCGCAUUUGAGAUCAUUCGGCUGGGGUGUGUAGUUCAUUGGGCAGGGAACCACCGGCGAUGGGCGACGCACCCGUGCUACCGGAGGGGUGGCGGGUAUCCGAACGCACCAUGGUGCAACGUAACAGGGCGACCCUCCCUGCAGGGCGUACCUGCCCACUACACGGGGUUUUCUUCCCUCGUGCAUGCUACCAGAUCUGCUAGGUGGAAAACCAUCCAAGCAGUCAUAGGUGCGGUUUGUGCAUUAUUAAAUACUCCAGCUACCAAUUUUUUGGUAGGGGAAAGAGGGUGCGAAGAUCUCAGAGUACUCACUUUAAUAGUAGCUGCUUUCAAUUCGUGUUACAACUUCAUUGCCCAUCCUUUGCGAACGUCUACUCAACAAGGAUUUGGAAUGUCGUUUCUCCUUCGGUUCGUGAUUUUGAUGGUCUUGCUGUUCGCGUUGUUAAUACGUCUGCGGAAUACGAUCGUAGAAGAGUCACUUCUUCUGGCUUCAAAUUUCGGGAUUCAGACCCGACAUCGCUUCCUCACCGGGAGACAGUUGUCAUCCGCCUUUAUCCCGUUGGACCGUCUUCGCGGCCUACUUCUUGCUGAGCGAACCACUCCAACCACAGUUGUGUCAUACCUGGCCGCUGAAUUAUCUGCUGGUUCCUCCAUUGCUCUCUCAGGAGAGGGCGAUAAUGAUUCCUUGAGUCACCAGCUACUUCCACUCUUGCCUAGUUGCCUAACCAGUGAUGAACAAAACUUUGCCGGCAGCUUAUGCCUUCCACUCCCCGCUUUGGUUUUUAUUUUAAGAUUGGCUCAUUCUGUGUGCCAUCCUCCCAUGUGAUACUCAAUUUGCUACACGCCACAGUCUUUCACGGUUUCUGAUUUCUACUGUUUCUCCGUCGGCGCGACGUUCUCUAUUUCAUUUUACUACUGAACCGGUUCGAGUAGCCUAUCAAAGUGACACUUAAAAGUUGCCGUUGCUGCUGACACUUCUCUCCCUAGAUAUUGUAAAAAUCUUGAGGAAGGGUGACUUCGCCUUCGAAAUUUUCAAAAAAAAAUG
Molecule: messenger RNA, 1167 nt
Organism: Opisthorchis viverrini
Lineage: Eukaryota; Metazoa; Platyhelminthes; Trematoda; Opisthorchiida; Opisthorchiidae
Exons: 5
Coding region: 61-948 (295 amino acids)
Biological process (GO): GPI anchor biosynthetic process
Cellular component (GO): glycosylphosphatidylinositol-N-acetylglucosaminyltransferase (GPI-GnT) complex
Source: RefSeq, a predicted model, not a curated record